Molecule: messenger RNA, 972 nt
Organism: Symbiodinium necroappetens
Lineage: Eukaryota; Dinophyceae; Suessiales; Symbiodiniaceae
Source: the annotation of a GenBank genome assembly
AUGGACCGGGCAGCAAGGCGCUGCCGAGAGGCGAACUUGGUGAUUCCGGACGAGAUCAUGAUCUACUUCUUCUUCGAGCACGCGCAGCUGUCGACGGAGCGGCAAGCGAACCUCCUCCUCCGGACAUCUGGCGAGUACGAUUGGAAGAAGAUGAAGCAGGCGGUGGAGCUCUUGUACCAGAACGUGGUGGUGAAAAGCGGAGCUCCUGGCCGCAACGAUCCGGGCCACCGUGGGCGACCCAGGGGUACACACGAGACUCAUCGUGAAGAGUGGGACCUUUGGGUAAGGACUCCGGAUUGGAACGCCACCGAGGACCAGCUCAACAACUUCCUCUACGACUACGACCCCGUGGAGAACCUGGCCGAGUGUGACCUGGCGAGCGACCUGCCGGAGGACGUCGCAAGGGAGCUCCACACGUGCUUCCAGACCCACCGGGAGAAUAGACAGCGGCUGGCGAAGGCGGUUCAGGCUCGUGGGUUCUACGUUGGCGGCUCUUCGAAGGGCAAAUCCAAAGGGUCAAAGGGCGCCUCUAAGGGCAAGGGCAAGUCCAAGGGCAAGAAGGGGUCCGGAAAGGCCCGUGGGAUGUCGUUGGACGAACUCAAGGCCAAGACGACUUGUGCAGCAUGUGGCCAAGUCGGCCAUUGGCGUGGGGAUCCUCAGUGCCGGGCUAAGUCGGCCAAUGAGGCUUCCCGAGCUGGCGCCGACGACCUCGAGGGCGACGCUGACGAUUGGUACGGCCAGGAGGGCGACUACACGCCAGAGCAAUGGGCUUCUUGGGAAGCGGAGCGCUAUGGGUACGAGGAUCGCUAUACCUACGUGGCUUCGAGACCCUCUCCAACUUCGACCUCAGCACCUUCGGCGGCCACGACCUCGGGCACUACCGGCGAGACGCAGUCGACCGAGACGCUCGACGCAGAGGCUCGGGCGGUCGCGAGGGGCAUCAACCGUGUUCGUGGUCGCAGCCAAGGCUGA